This is a messenger RNA of Daldinia decipiens, 1400 nucleotides long. RefSeq names its product histone-fold-containing protein. Gene Ontology annotation, biological process: leading strand elongation; DNA damage response; heterochromatin formation. NCBI's taxonomy places the organism in Eukaryota, Fungi, Ascomycota, Sordariomycetes, Xylariales, Hypoxylaceae. Bases 179 to 1135 code for a protein of 318 amino acids. Gene Ontology annotation, molecular function: protein heterodimerization activity; chromatin DNA binding. The record is from RefSeq and is a predicted model, not a curated record. Gene Ontology annotation, cellular component: epsilon DNA polymerase complex; CHRAC. The transcript has 4 exons.
AUAAUCAAUUAAGUUCCAAUGAUCAACUAAAUCAGCCACGACUUUUCAUUCUACAUCCUCAAGUACAGACUCUACCAAUAAUUCGCGUAAUAGCCAGUGACGUCUUCCCCCGACACAGCUUUUGCAUCCCAAUUGCACGGUCCUCUGUCCUCGGUCCUCGGUGCACUAACUUUGCACCAUGCCGCCCCGUAAAACUGACAAUGCUCGACAGAGCAACUUAUCCAUGGCCCAGUUCGUCUACGACGGCUCCGAUGCCGAUGUAGAUACUUCUUCUACUUCCCUUCGCCCUAUUAUCUCGGUUCCCGCGCGGUCUAAGCCCGUGCAGCCACAACCUACGCCCUCGAUAGAAAUGGAUACCCAACGACCUGUGGAGGCUGCUGCAUCGCCUACAGAGAAAGACAAGGAAAGGAAAGAUAGCACUUCUAAGGAUAAUGUUACCAUUGAGGAUGUCACCCUUCCGAAGUCAAUAAUAAUGCGCCUCGCCAAAGGUGUCCUGCCUCCGAAUACCCAGAUCCAAGCAAAUGCUAUCCUGGCCAUGAGCAAGAGCGCUACUGUAUUCAUUAGCCACCUUGCUAAUGCAGCAAACGAGCAUACACAAAGCUCUAACAAGAAGACUAUCAUGCCUGCUGAUGUCUUCACCGCCCUCGAUGAUAUAGAAUUCCCUUUCUUCCGCGAAAGGCUCGAGGCUGAAUUCAAGAAGUUUAACGAGACCCAGACAACAAAACGUAAUACUUACCGUAGAAAGGUGGCUGCUGCGAAAAAGGCUGAGAAGGCUGGUGUGGAACCCAAUUCCUCUAUGAUGUCGGCUGCCUCUACCGCAGCUACGAGUCAGCCGGAUUCAUCAGGCUCGCGCGCCCUGAAGAAACAGAAGCCCAACGCGCCUGAUGACUCGGCUAUGGAAGUAGAUGUUGGUGACGAGCUGCGCGAACAUAGUGAUGCUGAGACGGAACCGGAGCCAGAGCAAGAAGACGAGGAAGAGGACGAGAAUGAGGGCGGUGAAGAGGAGGAAGAGGAAGAAGAGGAGGAGGAGGAAGAAGAAGAAGAAGAAGAAGAGGGGAAUGACCCUGACCGCUUGGAGGACCGCGAACCCCGUGAUGAUCACGACGACGCUCUUGAUGAUGGAGACAGUGACUGAAGUGACGGCGCAACUCAAGGCUGUUGGAAGCACAUUUGAUCACACCGAACCACGCGCGUGCUAAGAGAUGCCCAACCUAUCGUUAAAUAGGAGAGACAGCCCGAGGACUGGCCUUGGAGUGGAUAUCACGGCACAGAGAACUGGGGUAUACCAACUCCCUACAUCGCAUGUAUCUUAGGGCUUGAGCAGAAAACACCAAGAAAGAUUCAUGCCCUCCAGGAUCAGCACACCGGUUCCCUUAACACAAGCGUCAGUCACAUCACGU